Bacillus rossius redtenbacheri is the source of this 3114-nucleotide messenger RNA. Its product is annotated as anoctamin-4. Gene Ontology annotation, cellular component: plasma membrane. NCBI's taxonomy places the organism in Eukaryota, Metazoa, Arthropoda, Insecta, Phasmatodea, Bacillidae. The record is from RefSeq and is a predicted model, not a curated record. Gene Ontology annotation, biological process: chloride transmembrane transport. Gene Ontology annotation, molecular function: protein dimerization activity; chloride channel activity. Bases 1 to 3012 code for a protein of 1003 amino acids. The transcript has 20 exons.
AUGACGCUGUGGUAUAAAAAAUCUGUAAGAGAAUUUUACCCAAAGGUCAUUUAUAAUUCACCGCAGGCCGGCGGCGGCGGCAGUUGGAGGCGCACGCGCUUCGGCCGCAAGGAACUGAAUUCCCCCGCGGCCCAGUGCACCGUGGCAUGGCGUCAGCGCGCGCGCAAGCUCGCAUCAGCUCCGCUCCAGCAAGCACAAGGCGAAGGAUUGUUCAAGAUGAUAAACGAGGCGUACGACCCCGCCGACGAACUGCCGAUGGUGUCGGAUUCCAAGCCGAGCACCAACAGCAGCGCCAACGACGAGAACGAUGUGCGAUCCGUGGGCGAAGUUUCCCGCAUUAGUAAAGAUGAGCACAUCUAUGUGCCCCGCGAUGCGGAGACCCUGCUGUUCCGGGACAGCAAGCGCUGGAUCGACAUGGUGCUGGUGUUCGAGGACGACGGCGACGGAGACCUCUCGCCCGCCGGCGCCAUCCUCCGUGCGCGCCGCAAGGUGUUCGAGGAGAGUCUGCUGAAGGAGGGCUUGGAGCUCGAGUCCGAGGACAAAGAGAAUUCGUUCGAUGGCAAGAAAUGUUUUUUAAAGAUCCAUGUACCUUCGAAUGUUCUUACUCGGUAUGCUGCAGUGAUGAACAUGAAAACACCUGCCAAGAGGUUCUUAACUCUGUCGAGCAAGGCAUGGGGCCAUAAUCUGCCAAAUCAGGAAGAUGGUAAUUCCAAUAGCUUCCCUUACAAAAUGAGCAAGAUAUUUGAUUACGAUUCUACAAAAAUAUCUAAGGAGCCUUCAUUUUACGAAACUCUCAACAUUGACAGUAACGAAGAGCAGUUUGUGAUAAAAGAACGAGAGAGCACUUUCACUUCAGCACAGAGAAGUCAAAUUGUUUGGCAAAUAAUGAUGCGCGCGAAGUAUGAUGAUGGCGAAAAGGUGGGGAUAAGAAGAUUGCUGAAUAAUCAAACAUAUUUAGCGGCAUACCCUCUUCAUGAAGGCAGAUACGACAAAGAUACGGAAGGAUUUAUUCUCGACAGGAGACUGCUCUACUUGGAAUGGGCCAGAGCGUCCAAGUUCUACAAGAAGCAGCCGCUAUGGCUCGUGAGGAAGUACUUCGGCGACAAGAUCGGACUGUACUUUGCCUGGCUGGGUUUCUACACCGCCAUGCUGAUUCCGUCGUCCAUUGUCGGCUUGCUGUGCUUCCUGUACGGACUCGCGUCCCUGCACUCGAGCGACAACAUCCCCAGCAAGGAAAUAUGCAACUCGUCUGGACCCGGGAACAUCACCAUGUGUCCUCUGUGUGACAGUGUGUGCGAUUACAUAAAGCUUGGAGACUCCUGUACGUUUGCACAGAUGACGUACCUUUUCGACAACCCGGCUACUGUGUUCUUCGCCAUAUUUAUGUCGUUUUGGGCUACAACAUUCCUGGAGCUGUGGAAGCGGCGCCAAGCAGUGAUUGUGUGGGAGUGGGACCUGCAACACGUGGAAGAGGAGGAGGAGCCACGGCCAGAAUUCGAGGAAACAGUCAAGACAUACCGCACCAACCCCGUCACACUCGAGAAAGAGCCCUACCUGCCCACGUGGAGCAAAGCCUGGCGCUUCUUUGCCACCUCGUCUGCAGUCUUCUUCAUGGUGACAGUAGUGCUCGGAGCUGUACUUGGAACCAUCAUAUACAGAAUAUCUGUUGUAUCUGUCAUAUAUGGUACUGGAGACUACUUUCUGCAAAAUCAUGCCAAAAUUUUUACAUCUGUGACAGCUGCUGUCAUGAAUCUUAUAAUUAUAAUGAUCCUUACAAAGUUGUACCAAAAGCUAGCUCUUUGGCUUACAAAUGUUGAAAAUCCCAGAACACAAAUUGAAUAUGAAGACAGUUACACAUUCAAGAUAUUUGUGUUUCAAUUUGUCAACUUCUACUCUUCCCUUAUUUACAUCGCUUUCUUUAAGGGAAGGUUUUUCAAACAUCCUGGGGAUAAGGCUGCCCGAAGCUCUGCCUUGCUGCAACUCAAGAUGGAUGUCUGUGAUCCCGCUGGAUGUUUGUCAGAGCUAUGCAUUCAGCUAGCCAUCAUCAUGGUUGGAAAACAGUUUUUUAACAACUUCCUUGAAGUUUUUUUGCCGAAAAUGUGGAACUGGUGGAACAAACGAACCCAUCGGUCGAAAACCAAAGAUUUCAAUCGUAAAUACUCAUGUUGGGAGGAAGAUUUCCAGUUAGUCGAUGCUGGCCGCCUUGCACUUUUUGAAGAAUAUCUAGAGAUGGUUCUUCAGUACGGCUUCGUGACAUUGUUUGUGGCAGCAUUUCCUCUGGCACCACUGUUUGCUUUGCUGAACAAUAUUGGCGAGGUUCGCAUAGAUGCUUACAAAAUGGUAACUCAAGCCAGGAGGCCACUUGCUGAAAGGGUACAAGAUAUCGGUGCUUGGUAUGGAAUCCUACAAGGUGUUACAUAUGCUGCUGUUGUUUCCAAUGCCUUUGUCAUUGCGUACACAAGUGAUUUCAUUCCACGCAUGGUGUACACAUAUGAAUAUUCGCCAACUGGAGACCUGAGAGGGUACAUAGAUUUUUCGCUAUCAGAUUUCAAUACAUCAGACUAUGGGUCUGGCCUGAACGGAACAACCAGCCAUCAUCCUAGGUGCCAAUACAGGGGAUACCGCCGCAAUUACACAGACCCUAUGAAGUAUGAACUUUCUCCAGUCUACUGGCACGUCUUCGCAGCACGACUUGCAUUUGUUGUUGUAUUUGAGCACCUGGUGUUUGCGCUGACGGGCAUCAUGGCCUACGUGAUCCCAGACGUGCCGUCUGAGGUGCGCACGCAGAUCCAGCGCGAGAAGAUGCUGGCCAACGAGGCCAAGUACGAGCGCGGACUCAAGGACGGCGGCGCCAGCGGCGAUGCGCAGGACCUGGUGGGACGCAUACGGGGCAGCUCCGUCAGCUGGGGCGGCAGGACGUGGUGGGGACGGCGGCUCAGCCGCGUUUCCGACAGCUCGGCGCCGCCCGACCGCGACAACUCUGCGCUCUGGGAGCGCCACGAGAUCCACUGACCCGCGCUCACGCCGAGCCACCAGCCACUGUGUACUUCCUUUCAUUGUUCAACGUGUUCAUCAAAAUAGGCACUCAUUAAAAAUUAUUUUUUUGCAUAAAAA